CACCAUCGGUAAUUUCAAGGUAUUAUAUACACACACAAUUAAACACACACACACAAAAAUAUCUUUUUCGUUCAGCGUUAUUCUAAGGGAUCGUAGAGAAUGCAGCAGAUCAAUGAGAUGGAAGAAAAGUUUGAAGAUUGGAGAGGAAGAGAGGCAAUCCCCGAUAAACAUGGUGGGAUUAAAGCUGCUUCCAUUGCUUGUGUUGUGGAGAUGAUGGAGAAUAUGGUGUUCUUAGCAUAUUCAACCAACUUCAUCACAUACUUUAAGAAAUCAAUGCAUUACUCGUCAGCCGAAGCAUCAAACAUGGUGACCAAUUUCACAGGAACAUCGUUUUUGCUCACUAUCUUUGGUGGUUUUAUCGCCGACUCUUUUCUCACUCGCUUCACCGCUUUCGUCCUCUUUUGUUCGAUUGAACUCCUGGGCUUGAUCUUGUUGACGCUCCAAGCUCAUAACCCUAACUUACAACCUCAUGGAGAUAACACUCCUUCGACACUUCAAUCAGCGGUUCUAUUCACCGGACUUUACGCGGUAGCUACUGGUGUUGGAGGUGUCAAGGCCUCGUUGCCUGCUCACGGAGGUGACCAGCUUGAUAGUCGAAAGCAGAGUCUGAUCUCAGGAUUCUUCAAUUGGUAUUACUUCUGUAUCUGCUUUGGAGGUUUAUUGGCUGUAACCAUUAUGGUUUGGAUCGAGGAGAACAAAGGAUGGAGCUCUAGCUUCGAUAUCACAACCGUGGUUUUAGCCUCUGCGCUCGUUAUUUUCGCUACGGGAUUCCCGAUGUAUCGGUUCAAGCGUCCAACAGGAAGCCCUUUGACAAGAAUUGUGAAUGUGUUAGUUUCUGUCGCAAGAAACCGAAAUAGGUUUGUAACGGAUGCAGAGAUGACGCAGAGUCAUAACUCUACCGACAAAACCAUUCAUUACAACAAGUUCAAGUUUUUGAAUAAAGCGAAGCUCAACAAGAAGAUCUCAGCAACAGAAAUUGAAGAAACAAGAACGUUUCUAGCUCUCCAACCAAUUUUUGCGAGCACUAUUGUCAUGAACUGUUGCUUAGCACAACUAUCGACCUUCUCGAUACAACAAGGCAUGCUGAUGAAUAGAAAACUCUCGCAUUCCUUCGAGGUCCCUGCCGCUUCCCUCCACGCCAUUGCUCUCUUGUUUAUGCUCUCUUCUAUAGCUUUCUACGAACUCUUUGAAAAAAAGAUCUCAUUAAGCAACAUGAACGAAAGGUCAGCGAGCUUCAAUUUGAAACGCAUAGGAGCUGGCUUAGCUCUUACCUCUCUUUCAAUGGCAAUUGCAGCUAUUGUAGAGGUCAAGAGAAAACAUGAAGCGGUACACAACAACUUAAGAAUCUCUGUGUUCUGGUUAGAGAUUCAGUAUGUUUUGUUGAGUUUCUCGGAUUUGUUGACUCUUGGAGGAAUGUUGGAGUUCUUCUAUAGAGAAUCUCCGGCGAGUAUGAGGAGCAUCAGCACGGCGUUAGGGUGGUGCUCCACCGCGUUGGGUUUCUUUCUCAGCACGGUUCUUGUUGAUGUCAUUAAGUCGGGGACGGGAUGGCUCAGCGGAAAAGAUCUUAAUGAGUCAAGGCUCGAACUGUUUUAUGUGGUCUUGUGUGUUCUUAACACUCUUAAUCUUUUUAAUUAUAUUUUCUGGGCGAAAAGAUUUUAAGCAAAAAGAACCAAAUUGUGUUUAGUUGUAUUAUGUAAAACUCAUUUUUAUUUUACUAUUAGCUUUGGCAUCAUAGCUUUUAGUGAAGAUGCUAUGCAUGUAUUGUGUGUGCUGGUUAUGUAGUGGAAGUCCAAAUCAAAAUGUUUCUUGUGGUGGUUCACAAUUUCCCAAUGUAGUUGAGAUGUCAUUGUAAU
Eutrema salsugineum is the source of this 1853-nucleotide messenger RNA. RefSeq names its product protein NRT1/ PTR FAMILY 4.1. Lineage: Eukaryota; Viridiplantae; Streptophyta; Magnoliopsida; Brassicales; Brassicaceae. Gene Ontology annotation, molecular function: transmembrane transporter activity. The record is from RefSeq and is a predicted model, not a curated record. The transcript has 4 exons. Gene Ontology annotation, biological process: transmembrane transport. Bases 100 to 1659 code for a protein of 519 amino acids. Gene Ontology annotation, cellular component: membrane.